AUGGAUGGCGGCGUCCCCUGCAGCUCCGCCGCGAUCUGGGAAGAAAUAGACCUCGCUGAAAGGUUCGGUGUUUCAAUGGCUUGCCUCUUGUUUUUGCGAAGACUUUUCCCCCUUCUGCCUUCUCGUUUGUUUGUAUGCUGCGGAAGAAAUUUCUAAUCCAUCUUCCGCGGGAUUUCGAAAUUCAGUAUCCAAAGAGCUCCUUUAGGAGAGGGACAGAUGGUUGUGAAUAUGCGACCAGGGAAUUUAUAUCCUUUUUCUUACCUUGGAUUGUUUGCAGGUACCUAGUCUGCUGUAUGUUCGAGGCAGCAUCGUCUCUGUCCCGUUCUAUCAUCCAGGGAAUAUGCAACAGUGAUUCGACUGCGUUAAUUGAAGACGCUGAACUAGUUGACAUCAUGGAAUCUGCUGGCAUGGUAUUUGUUCAGUCGCUGAAGGAAUUGGGAAGGUGUCUAGAACUUUAAUUUCUCUAUACGACUUCCUUUUCAAAUUUUUUUCAAGUCUUCUUCAGUUUUUCGUGCUUCGUCUUAUUCAAAUAUUAUGACUAUCAAUAGCGUUGGUGCUUCUUAGGAUAGCUAGUCUUGAACUUCCUUAUUUGUGUUUACAUCUUGUGGUUUGAUAUUGCUUAAAAAUUUUAUCAUCUGCUAAACCAAUUGAGUGAAAAAAACCUGCAGCAUCCUUCAAAGAUGGCUCAUGACACAAUUUUUUUGAUCCCUGUGUGUACUUUUAGGAGUCGCCAUCAUUUUAUUUCUGUUGAUAAAAAAGACAAGUUGGGAUGUAAUAGGCCAAUGUCGUCCCGAAUUUAUGUUUCCCAGUCCUGAAUUUCAAGUGACGGCGCCUUCUAUGUUGAACUGAACUUUGUUUGUAUUUUGAACAUGACAACUCUUAGGGUAGAUUUCUUCCAACAGUUUUGUCACAUCUAUAUGGAACUGAAUUGUGUUUCAGAUUCCUCAAAGCAACAGGACUAAGGAAUUUCUGUACACUAAAAGACUCUGGCAGUUUACAUCUUCGACUGGGGUUGAUAAGAAGAUCCCAUUGCACAGAAGCUGAAGAAAGCUGCUACUAAAAACGUGAAAAAUGUCAAUUCACACGAAUGAAGGAAUAGAUCAUUGGGAAUUGUUAGGUCAUUGGAUUUUUUUUUCUUAAAAUUUCUUCUUGGGUUAUAUAUCUAGGUUAAGUUUAGUACGCCAACUAUAAUUUCUGUAUCACGGUAAUCUAACUGAGAGUUUAAUUCAUGUGAGAAUCAGUGGUUUGCUGUGCUUAAUAAUGCUUUGCUUAUCUUCCUUUACUAUCCUUUAUCUCCUGAAUUUUUUUUUUUUUUUUUUGAACUAUGCAGGACAUCAGAACUUAUACCUGAGCUUAAAUUUUUGUUUGGUACAGUAGCUGCGGUUCCUGGUCAGGUUUUUCUUACUGGGUAUUUGAUCUAUCCUUCUGCUAUUGUGAAAUGCUAGAUAGACUAAACUAUGCCUUAAUUUUUAUGUUUCACGAAUUCAUGUUUUACUCUGGGAUUUGUCAAUGACUGACUUGGAUCCUAGAGUUAUGAUGAGACGUCUAUUGGAAUUUAAAGAAGUUGGUCGAAAAGCUUAUGAUUUUUGAUUAUCUGUAUCACUCGUUUACACAACCGUACAUGCAUACGUACAUAUAUGUAUCUUCCAUUUGAUCAUUAUGAGGGUAGUUCAUAAUGUUCUUUAUGUGAUACUGAUGUCUGUUGUUACAAACAAUUGAAUCAAAAAGUAACUUUGAUAUUUUCUAUCUGAAUGACAUAUCUAUUUCCUAUCUAAAAGGAGAGACUGACGCUGACUCUCCUCAUUUGUCAGGGCUUGUAUGCAGAUAGCAGAAGGAUUCUCAUCCAAACUUAAGGCAACUUUUGAAGAGUUUAUUGGAAAGUGGAAGUAUGUGGAGGGGCAUGCUUUUGUUUGUCUAAAUGGGGUGAAAAACCCAACAAGCAUGAGAUGGCCUAUUCUCAGCACAGAAAAAUAUUUAGAUAUUGUAGGUGUUUAUGCCAUCAGUCUACUUGGGAUGUCAUUAAAUGAUAUUGAUCUUGCCAUAUCUUGGACAGAAAAAGCAGAAUUACCAGAGGAAAGGCGCCAGGUAUGGUGAAGACUGCCCUGCUUCAUACUUGAAUUCUUCAAUGUUGCAUGCCCAGCCUUCAUUUUAUGGCCAAUGCUGUCUCCAUUUUCAUUGUGAUUAUUGAUAUAUAUUUUUAUCAUCACAUAAAAUGCUCCUCAUGGCCAAAUAAUCCAUGAAAGACAUAAGAUGGUAACAAGCUAUGAGUUUCUAAAAUCUUGUAGUUGUUAUCUAUGCAUGUUGUAGCACGAAGAUGCAAAAUUCCUGGUAACACUUUUGAUUGGUGAUUACAUCUCAUCAGGGCAUCAUCAUUCACUCUUUUGGUCUCUUCAAUGCUGAUAACGCUUGGACUACCUUCAGAAGAACUUGGCAGUGAAAGCUUAGGGGAGUUCAGGGAAGAAAGAUGAAAAGCAAAAUUAAGUUUCUCGAGAACGGGAUUCGAGGUCUUGGAAUGUGAUGCCAUUGUCAUAGUGGGGUGUGAAAUGAAUUAAUAUAUGUUAGAGUCAUUUAGGAAUGAGAGAUCUGCUUCUUAAGGGGGCUACGAUACAAUGGGUGUGGGCUAUAAUGUAGGUGGGAUUUUUAUGAGCAUGAGUUGGAAUGGAAUUAUGGAGAUUUUACCAAAAUAGUGUUCAAAUAGCUGGUUCUUAUAUUUUGUGAAAUGCAGUCCUAGGAAGGUUCUAUAAAAUUAUGGAUGAAGCAUGGUGAGAUUCUGAGUCUGGUUAGUGAGUACCUCAUGGACACAUUCUUUAGUUCCAUGAAAGCACAAAAUCAAAGUUCAUCUGUUCUAAUAGGAAAAAGGUAAUGCUGGGUUUUAUCUGAGGCUAUUUUUAUGGAAAUCUGUUCUAGCUUAUUUACGGAAUUAGUUGACUCACUCUUUUGGUUUCACUCGGUUUUUAUUUAAAACUCGGUGGUGAUCUUGCAUUUGUUCUCUUUUGUGAUAGAUUUUUCUCAUGAAUGUGCAUUUAUCAUCAGUUCGAUGAGAUGGCAAAGAAAAUAUGCAAGACACUCAAAGAACAUCAGCCAAUGAAUAAAGCUGAUUGCCUUUUCUAUCAACCUAUUAUUCAGGGUUAGUCUGCUGACGGGCUAAGGAGACAUCCACCCUCUCUAAGAGAAACUCUUUAGAGCUGUUUUCUUGUUGUUCUUGGGGGGGUGGUUAGGCUCUUGGAAGAUGGAUGGAUGGUCACAGUACAUUGCUUCCUCUUUUUAUUAUUUUAAAUAAAUUUGGUGUCAAAUUGGUCUCCCUUAAGUGGCACAGGAGGCCAAUUUUCUGUCAAGAACAGUUUAUAGAGGUCAUAUAAUUUAUGUCUUUUACAACCUAUGGAAUGGAGAAAGGAAAAAGAGAAGUUCGCCUGGAAUGAUAGUGGAUUCCUAGUUCUAGUAAGAUUUCUAUUGAAGAAUUAUCUCCCCUGCUUCAUUUCCUUUUCUAUGUGCUUCCCAUCAUUUCAGCUUGAAAAAAAUUCUUUGAAGCAAAAAAUUCUCAUGCUGGCCGUUUAACAAUUGGGAUAUCUUUUGCAGGAAAUAUUAAGGAAAUUACAAUCUUUAUCUUCCUCUAAGAGGUCUAGUUCCCCCGGUGCCACCGAGAUGCAUCGACUAACUGAUAAAACCAGCACCCUCUCUGCUACUACCACCAAAGCUCUGCGAGGAGCAGAGAGUUUCUCAACAAACAUCAACACUCUGAAGAACCCUAAUCGUGACGCUUCGAGUGCAGUCCCUUUGGGAUCUUCUCUCUCCUCUCUAUUCAAUCGGAUUGCUGGAAGCCUUUGGUGGUUUAGGACCAUCCGUGUGAAGUGCGGAAACACGACCUUGAUCAUUCCUCAAGGGAAGGUUUUACUCUGGAGUUCUCUGGUCCUUGUCAUCCUCCAUAUCUUCCGAAGGAAACAAGCUAUCUUACGAAGGUGACGUCCUUGCCCUUGACUCCCUUGAUCAUAAAGUCUACUCUCUGGGCUUGAUUUAUUCUAAUGAGAAAAUAUAACUUGCAACAAUGGAGCUAAUCUCACAUAAACUGUGAUAGCAACUCCUUUCGAAGGUGCUUUCCCAUCAUUGAAGAGAGAGAUAAGCUGCAAGUAUCAGUCCUUGAUCUUCUCCUUUCUGCCGAAUCUCAAUGCCGGCCAUUGCUAUUUUUGUCUACUUUUGCAGAUUUGCUGGCAGCAAAGUUGUAGCCAUUAAAAGAGCUCUUGCUGAUGCAUGGCAGUUGGCAUUCUCCGUCCAAGUGAAUCCUCUUGCCGCCAUCCAGCCAAUUCCGUCCACUGCUCCCGGGGUCAGGUGA
Molecule: messenger RNA, 4327 nt
Organism: Spirodela intermedia
Lineage: Eukaryota; Viridiplantae; Streptophyta; Magnoliopsida; Alismatales; Araceae
Source: the annotation of a GenBank genome assembly